Messenger RNA from Schistocerca piceifrons (Central American locust), 1553 nucleotides. RefSeq names its product acylglycerol kinase, mitochondrial (gene Mulk). Gene Ontology annotation, molecular function: ceramide kinase activity; ATP-dependent diacylglycerol kinase activity; acylglycerol kinase activity. Gene Ontology annotation, cellular component: mitochondrion; TIM22 mitochondrial import inner membrane insertion complex. NCBI's taxonomy places the organism in Eukaryota, Metazoa, Arthropoda, Insecta, Orthoptera, Acrididae. Gene Ontology annotation, biological process: protein insertion into mitochondrial inner membrane; ceramide biosynthetic process. The coding region runs from base 49 to 1380 and encodes 443 amino acids. The transcript has 8 exons. The record is from RefSeq and is a predicted model, not a curated record.
UGUAUUGGUCCGGAGCACGUGUAAGAUGUGUCGUCUGCUACUGUAAACAUGUCUAGAAUUGUGAAGUUCUUUAGAGUUAUAAGAAAUAAUUGGAAGAAAAGUGUAUUUGGAACAGCUGCUUUAUCAUAUGGAGUGUCUUAUGCCAAGGAUAAAUACGAGACCAAUCAGUUGAUGAGAGACUACUGUUUGAAGGCGUUAGAAUAUGGGUCACUACCAAUUCCAAACGAAUAUAAUCCUAAGAAAAUAGUGGUGAUACUGAAUCCAGUUGCUAACAAAAGGAAAGCAAAGAAAAAUUUUGAUAAAUACUGUGCUCCAUUACUUAAUCUUGCAGGAGUAUUUGUUGAUGUUAUGCAGACAGAAUCUGUUGGCCAUGCUUGUAAUAUAAUAGAGAAAAUUGAUGCCAGAACUGAUGCAGUUGUUGUUGCUGGUGGAGAUGGGACUCUCUCUGAGGUUGUCACUGGUAUGCUCCGCAAUGGAAAUGCAGUUAAUUAUCCUGUUGGGGUAAUACCACUUGGCCAGACCAACACACUUGCCAAGUCACUGUUUUAUGAUUCUGAUACCAAUGUUGUGAAACAUAUUGCUGAGGCAACAAUGGCUGUAAUUCGAGAGGCAAAGAAACCUGUAGAUGUAAUGAAAAUUGAAGUCUUAGGGGAAAAUGAAAACAAACCAGUAAAGCCAGUGUAUGGACUGGGUAGUAUACAGUGGGGAGCCUACCGAGAUGCACAUGCUAAGAGGGAUAAAUACUGGUACUGGGGAAGCUUACGGUCCUAUGUUACAUAUGUUUUCACUGGUCUUAAAAGUGAAAAAAGUGGGAUAUCUUGGCAGUGUGAUGCAGAGUUGGACUACAUCUAUCCAUGUGGUGGCUGUUCAAAAUGUUUCAAUCCAAAUGUUGUCAGGAAUAGAGCCACUGCAUCACAGCCGAGACGUUGGUGGCAGUCAUUUCUUCCAAGACAGACAGCUGUAUCAGGAACAGAAUUUAAAAAGAAAAUUGACUACAGUCAAGUUGUUAAUGAGGAAUGUGGAAAUGCUCACAACCUGCAAAUAUCAACAGUUGAUUUGUCUGUGACAACAUCGAAUGUUUAUCCCAACUGUGAGCAAGAAGGAGAGCCACAUAUGAAAGUUAAAGUUGGACCUCCAAAUGUGGGAUACUUUUCCUUUUUAACUGAAGGCUGGAGCUCAGAACAAGGAAAUGACAGGACAAUUCAGAAUGAGCUCAGCGUACGAGAAAUUAAUAUUAAUCCUCUGAAAGUUGUGGACAUGCCUGAAGGUAAGGAUCAGAUGCUGUCAAUUGACAAUGAAGAUUAUGAAGUGAGACCAGUGCAUGUCACACUUCUACCAAAAAUUGUUUCUGUAUUUUGCAAGACUGAGGCUGCAUUGUGAACUGGUAAAAUAUCAGUUUAGUACUGUUUGUGUUCAAAUUUUGAUGUGUGUAUACCAUUUGAAGUUGAAAUUCACCUAAUUCAAGCUUCAGUGUUCCUGCAACUUAACUUCAAACACACCAAAAUUUGUCAAAUAUAUGUCCAAUAAUAAUUUUUUGUAUUACAUAUUUGUAU